UCGCUGUCAGCCCCCUCCGCAUGGGAACCAGGGGAGGGGGGAGCGAGCCACUGACCCACGGGGGCCUGAGGGCUGUACCACCGACCCUGCACCCGGGGGGACUCGGGGGGCCUAAGGGCUGAACCACUGAGCCCCGAGCAGGCUCUUCGGGCGAACCACGCUGCGGGAGUCAUGGAGGAGAGACGAGAAGGGUCAAGAUUACCGGCCAUUGACCACCCUCCCGGGGAUGGGGAAGGGGUCUAGACUGGGCGGCCAGGCUUCUUGGUCCUCUUUUCCCGAGGCUUCUGUCUCUGUACACGAGAAAGCCUCUCCCCGUCGGAGACUCAGUCUUUGCACCUGCGAAAUGGGCACACGGGUGCAGCUGGGUGGGCCGUGGUUGCCCGGGCCGGGGAGGAGGCCCACCUGUUCCAGCCCGCGUCACCUCCUCUCGCAGAGUGAAGAAUCUCGACCCUGCGCCUCCCUGUCAGGCGGCUCCCCGAGCCGAUGGAGGAGAACGAGGUGGAGAGCAGUAGCGACGCGGCUCCGGGGCCUGGCCGGCCCGAGGAGCCCUCUGAGAGCGGCCUGGGCGUGGGCACCUCUGAAGCGGUGUCGGCCGACAGCAGCGACGCCGCGGCGGCUCCGGGGUCGGCGGAGGCCGACGACUCUGGCGUGGGGCAAAGCUCCGACCGCGGCAGCAGCUCUCUGGAGGAAGUAUCUGAGAGUAGCUCGAGCACAGACCCCUUGCCCCACGGCUACCUGCCUGAUUCAUCUUCUCUGUCCCAUGGGCCAGUGGCAGGGGUGACAGGUGGCCCCCCAGCCCUGGUGCACUCCAGCGCACUGCCAGACCCCAACAUGCUGGUGUCUGACUGCACGGCUUCUUCCUCGGACCUGGGCUCGGCCAUCGAUAAGAUCAUUGAGUCCACCAUCGGGCCGGACCUAAUCCCGAGUGAGUCUGGCAGAGGGCAGCAGGAGUCAGCCCACAGGGAUUUCCUGUGGGGUCCAGCAGAAGCAGGCUGUAUCACCGUAACCAGUGCUGAGGAUGGCGGGGCCGAGACGGCACGGUACCUGAUCCUGCAGGGCCCGGACGAUGGUGCCCCCAUGGCCUCGCCGAUGUCCAGUUCCACAUUGGCCCACAGCUUGGCAGCCAUCGAGGCCCUGGCUGAUGGCCCCACAUCCACGUGCCUAGAGCCACCGGAGGAGGCACGGGGUAGGCCCAGCUCCCCCACGCAGCCGCCCCCGGGCUCUGGCGCCGAGGAGCCAGACCUGCAGAGCCUGGAGGCCAUGAUGGAGGUGGUGGUAGUCCAGCAGUUCAAGUGCAAGAUGUGCCAGUACCGGAGCAGCACCAAGGCCACGCUGUUGCGCCACAUGCGGGAGCGGCACUUCCGACCAGCAGCAGCAGCAGCAGCAGGGAAGAAGGAGCGUCUGCGGAAGUGGGGCACCUCAGCCAAGACCCAGGAGGAAGAGGGGCCAGAGGAGGAAGAUGACGAUGACAUCGUCGACGCUGGCGCCAUCGAUGACCUGGAGGAGGACAGUGACUACAAUCCGGCCGAGGAUGAGCCCCGGGGCCGGCAGCUACGUCCCCAGCGCCCUGCUCCCAGUAUGCCAAGACCCCGAAGGAGACCUGGCCGGCCUCGGAAGUUGCCUCGCCUAGAGACCUCAGACCUCCCAGAUGGUGUGGAAGGAGAGCCUCUAGUGAGUUCCCAGAGCGGACAGAGCCCUCCAGAGCCCCCGGACCCCGAGGCACCCAGCUCUUCGGGCCCAGGAUGCCUGGUUGCCCUGGGCAAGGCCGACAGGGCCCCCGUGGACCCCAGCGUGACCCAGUCAGAUGCGGAGAACGCGGCUCCCUCCUGCCAGGAUGAGCCUGCUGCCCCGCCCCGCCGCCGGGGCAGACCCUCCAGGCGCUUCCUAGGCAAGAAAUACCGCAAGUAUUAUUACAAGUCUCCCAAACCGCUCCUGAGGCCCUUCCUGUGCCGCAUUUGCGGCUCCCGCUUCCUGUCCCACGAGGACCUGCGCUUCCACGUCAACUCCCACGAGGCCGGGGACCCCCAGCUCUUCAGGUGCCUGCAGUGUAGCUACCGCUCCCGCCGCUGGUCCUCGCUCAAGGAGCACAUGUUCAAUCACGUGGGCAGUAAGCCCUACAAGUGUGACGAAUGCAGCUAUACCAGCGUCUACCGGAAGGACGUGGUCCGACACGCGGCCGUGCACAGUCGAGACCGGAAGAAGAGACCAGAUCCGGCUCCAAAGCUGAGCUCCUUCCCUUGCCCUGUGUGUGGCCGUGUCUACCCGAUGCAGAAGAGACUCACGCAGCACAUGAAGACACACAGCACGGAGAAGCCCCACAUGUGUGACAAGUGUGGAAAGUCCUUUAAGAAGCGCUACACCUUUAAGAUGCACCUGCUCACGCACAUCCAGGCUGUUGCCAACCGCAGGUUCAAGUGCGAGUUCUGUGAAUUUGUUUGUGAGGACAAGAAGGCACUACUGAACCACCAGCUGUCCCAUGUCAGUGACAAGCCAUUCAAGUGCAGCUUUUGCCCCUACCGCACCUUCCGGGAGGACUUCCUGCUCUCUCACGUGGCUGUCAAGCACACAGGGGCCAAGCCCUUUGCCUGUGAGUACUGCCACUUCAGCACACGGCACAAGAAGAACCUACGCCUGCACGUGCGAUGCCGACACGCAAGCAGCUUUGAGGAGUGGGGGCGGCGCCACCCCGAGGAGCCACCUUCCCGCCGUCGCCCCUUCUUCUCUCUGCAGCAGAUUGAGGAGCUGAAGCAGCAGCACAGUGCGGCCCCCGGACCACCCCCCCGCUCCCCGGGACCUCCUGAGAUUCCCCCCGAGGCAGCACCUUUCCAGGCACCCGAGACCCCCCCACUGCUCUGUUCUGACACGCUUGGUGGCGCCACCAUCAUCUACCAGCAAGGCGCUGAGGAGUCCACGGCAAUGGCCACGCAGACGGCCUUGGAUCUGCUGCUGAACAUGAGCGCCCAGCGGGAGCUGGGGGGCACAGCCCUGCAGGUGGCCGUGGUGAAGUCCGAGGACGUGGAAGCAGAGUUAGCAUCCCCUGGUGGGCAGCCCUCCCCAGCAGGUGCCACUCCGCAAGUGGUAACCCUCCACGUGGCCGAGCCGGGGGGCAGCGUGGCAGCAGAGAGCCAGCUAGGUGCCCCUGACCUGCAGCAGAUCACCCUGGCACCUGGGCCAUUUGGUGGGACUGGCUACAGCGUCAUCACUGCACCCCCUAUGGAGGAGGGGACAUCAGCUCCUGGCACGCCUUACAGCGAGGAGCCCCCAGGGGAGGCAGCCCAGGCUGUGGUUGUGAGCGACACCCUGAAAGAAGCUGGUACCCACUACAUCAUGGCAGCCGACGGGACCCAGCUGCACCACAUUGAGCUGACUGCAGAUGGCUCCAUCUCCUUCCCAAGCCCGGAUUCCCUGGCCUCUGGAGCCAAGUGGCCCCUACUACAGUGUGGGGGACUGCCCAGAGAUGGCCCUGAGCCCCCAUCUCCAGCCAGGACCCACCGGGUGGGAGACCCCCAGGGCUCUGCCUCCCCACCCCCCACGGCCAGCAAAGCCCUGAGCCUGGGAGUGCCGCCGUCGCCACCGUCCGCAGCCACAGCCUCCUCCAAGAAGUUUUCCUGCAAGAUCUGUGCUGAGGCCUUCCCUGGCCGAGCAGAGAUGGAGAGUCACAAACGGGCCCAUGCCGGGCCUAGUGCCUUCAAGUGCCCCGACUGCCCCUUCAGUGCCCGCCAGUGGCCCGAGGUCCGGGCCCACAUGGCGCAGCACUCGAGCCUGCGGCCCCACCAGUGCAGCCAGUGUAGCUUUGCCUCCAAGAACAAGAAGGACCUGCGGCGGCACAUGCUGACGCACACCAACGAGAAGCCCUUCGCGUGCCACCUCUGCGGGCAGCGUUUCAACCGGAACGGGCACCUCAAGUUCCACAUCCAGCGGCUACACAGUCCUGAUGGGAGAAAGACGGGGACCCCGACUGCCCGGACCCCAGCCCGGACCCCCGCCCAGACCAUCAUCCUGAAUAGUGACGAGGAGACGCUGGCCACGCUGCACACUGCACUACAGUCCAGCCACGGGGUCCUGGGCCCAGAGCGGCUACAGCAGGCACUGGGCCAGGAACACAUUAUCGUGGCCCAAGAGCAGACAGUGACCAAUCAGGAAGAAGCCACCUACAUCCAAGAGAUCACCACCGCGGACGGCCAGACAGUGCAGCAUCUGGUGACCUCCGACAACCAGGUACAGUACAUCAUCUCCCAGGAUGGAGUCCAACAGCUGCUCCCCCAGGAAUAUGUGGUGGUUCCAGAGGGCCAUCACAUCCAGGUACAGGAGGGCCAGAUCACACACAUCCAGUACGAACAAGGGGCCCCUUUCCUUCAGGAGUCCCAGAUCCAGUAUGUGCCUGUGUCCCCAGGCCAGCAGCUGGUCACACAGGCCCAACUGGAGGCCGCUGCACACUCAGCUGUCACAGCGGUGGCCGAUGCUGCCAUGGCCCAAGCCCAGGGCCUGUUUGGCGCAGAAGAGGCGGUGCCUGAACACAUCCAACAGCUGCAGCACCAGGGCAUCGAGUACGACGUCAUCACCCUGACCGAUGACUGAGCCCUGAGGGCCCAGCGCAGACCGUGGAUACUGGGGCCAGCCGUGCUUAGGGGUGGGGGUGGGGGGGACCCGCUGGGACUCACCUCCCUGUUCCACCUAGGGUCUCCAGGCACUGAGCAGCCGGUAUCCUGUCACUCUUAAGAGAGCCAGACCUGUGCUGCUGGGUCUAGGGGACAACCAUGGGCCCCAGCCAGGACAUGCUGGGUGCCCUAGCCUGCAGGCAGGCUUUGGGGAGAGAAAUUUAUUUUUGUUUGGAUGGACCCACUGGCCCCUCAGUCUCAAUAAAGGGACCAGAGUCCAGUCCCGACCAUC
Messenger RNA from Callorhinus ursinus (northern fur seal), 4890 nucleotides. The record is from RefSeq and is a predicted model, not a curated record. Lineage: Eukaryota; Metazoa; Chordata; Mammalia; Carnivora; Otariidae.